AUGUGGCAGGUGAUCGAAGGUGUGUGGGUGGAGAUGCUCUGCUUCUCGGCCAGUAGGUGCCGAGGGUACCUACAUGCCAAGAGUUUGGGCACCGGUGGGGAGCUGCUCACAUAUAUCUGGCUCCUUCUGUCGCAAAUGGGGAUGGAGACGUUGCCGGAGAGGCUAAACAGGACAGAGCUUUCAACUGAAGAAGGAAAUGACGGCGCCACUCCAUCGACUUCCCAGAUAUUAUAA
Triticum turgidum subsp. durum (durum wheat) is the source of this 234-nucleotide messenger RNA. The record is from the annotation of a GenBank genome assembly. Lineage: Eukaryota; Viridiplantae; Streptophyta; Magnoliopsida; Poales; Poaceae.